Penicillium daleae is the source of this 918-nucleotide messenger RNA. RefSeq lists its product as uncharacterized. The transcript is spliced from 5 exons. The record is from RefSeq and is a predicted model, not a curated record. Lineage: Eukaryota; Fungi; Ascomycota; Eurotiomycetes; Eurotiales; Aspergillaceae. The coding region runs from base 1 to 918 and encodes 305 amino acids.
AUGACAGACUCAAUCAAGAAAGAUGAGAAAGAAGAGUUGAAGGAGAUCAUUCAGCUCUUUCUCAAGUAUGACCAGGCUGCGUGGACGUCUGACGUGGUCAAGGCUGCUCGCAUGCUGCGCGACACGGUUCAAGGGAAGAAGGGUAUCUUUACUAAGCCCAAGGUCAAGCAGCUUGCGGUCUCGAAGCUCAAGCGACGGGAAGUAGAGAACUUGCUCAACCUCGAGUGGACCGGUGCCGACCCCGAGCUUAAGGCCAUUCACCCUGUGCCGAUGUCCGCGGAGCUUUGCAAUGUCCUGCGAAAGGUCGACAACGCCGCCUGCCACAGCGAGGCAAGUGAAGCACUUAUUCGGCUCACCCUGAAUAUGCUGCUUGUCUAUGCCCAUGAUACCGUCACAUCGCAGAUCUCCACCACUGCUCGUCCCCUUUCCUUACAAGCCGAGAGAACAUGGGUCUACGAUGUAGAGAAAGAUCUGGUAUGGCGACGUGGAGCAACACCUUCGAAUGUGAUCGCUGUGGAGGCGAAGACCAAAGGCCGCGCAUCGGAGGGCAUAUACCAGUGCCUGGCUUAUAUGGGAAUCGUGCGUAAUGAGCGGAAGAAGAGGAGCCAUCAGACUUGCGCUGUCUAUGGUUUCGCUUCAGAUGACGAGGAAUUCUGCUUCCUCAAGAUCAAUGACAACUCUCAGUGGUCCGAAUGUCAUCUGCAAGUCCGCACGGGAGACUAUAGCCAGGUACUGGGUAUGCUUGUGCACAUUUUCAGGCAAGCUGCGAUUGCGUCGCCUCUGCAGUCCAAGGAGCCCUCCCAAUACACUCACUCGAGGGAGUCGACUCAGCACGGUCGCUCGAAGGACUCGUCUCGGCAAAGUGAGCCUACGAUCCGCGAAUCAUUGGAGGAGGAUACCUUCAUGGGAGGAAUUUAG